Molecule: messenger RNA, 817 nt
Organism: Trichomonas vaginalis G3
Lineage: Eukaryota; Parabasalia; Trichomonadida; Trichomonadidae
Exons: 1
Source: RefSeq, a predicted model, not a curated record
AUGCCCCCAUAUAGAAUGGAUAGAAAGUCUGGUAGAAUAAAAGCAGAGUUGCAAAGAUAUGGUUGGAGAGUUUCGAACAAUUUUAAAUAUAGGAAGGGAAGACCCAUAAAAGUCUAUGACAAAUUGUCUGGUCUUCGCUACGAAAUGGAUUUGGAAACAGCACGUGCCAAUUAUCCAAACAGACUAGAGAGGUUAGAAGAAGAACGUCUUAUGGACAUGCCUUUCGAUGUUAGUGAACCUCAAGUUGAAGGACACGACGGCUUUACCAGAUUCUACUGGAAACAUGACGAACAAUUGCAUCCUUUGAGAAGGAAAAAAGGAAAAGGUGAAGACGCACAUGCUCCCAUGGAAAGAACAAGAUAUGCAUAUGAAAAGUAUCGUGAAGUUAGAAGUCAAAUUACAUCUGGUCGAACCUUUACAGUAAACUUUGAUGAAGGAAAGAACAAAGAAGGCUUCAUGGGAGUACUUGCUGCAAUUCAAGACGGAAAUAAGAAAGGACACAAUCUCAGAUUGACCAUAACAGAUUUGGAUGGUCACAUUUACUAUGCACAUGGCAAUGAACAAACAGCCGCAAAACUUCUUGACGCUUUCAAGACUACAAAGAGAGAACAAAUGGUUGACUCCGACUCAGACAUUUUGAAUGCAAUUGAAGGAAUUGCAAGUGUCAAGUUCGAAUGGUACCAACCUAACCCUCAAGCAGUCAGACAACAUGCUGGAUACUUCCCCUUCAUAAAUAAGUCUGACAUUGACUUGACAAGGUAUGGAAUUUACAAUUCAAUUGAAACAAUUGUCAAUGAACCUUGUAUUCUUACAUGUC